AUGCUGGCUAGAUAUUACAUCACGAGAGUGCAUGACAGACAAGCCACUGGUGGUGGACCGGCUUUAUAUGAAGAUGAUGCAAAGCCAUGGGAGAAACUUAUUAUUGGAACAUUCACAAGGAGCGCGGUGGAAGGGGUUUCUGGAGGAGUAGAUACUUCUCAGUCAAGUCUCAGUGUAUUGGAGAAAGAGGGCUCAUCUAUGUUGGAGGCUAGUGGAGCUACAAGCCAGACUUCCUUUAUACCAGAUAAUACAAGCACAAGCUCCAACAUGCAUGUAACUACAUGUACAGCAGAAGAAGCAUCAAUUUCAGUGGAAGACGCUUCAACCAAAACCAAGCCAAUUCUUCAGUUCAAGAAGAAUAGAAAAAUAUCUCUAUAUAACAGUGAAAGUACAGGUAACUUGCAGGAAGAUUUUUAUCUUCUUGAGAAAGAGAAGUUCAAGUAUUUGAAAGAGUAUAAAGAAAAGAAAAUCAAGCUGCAGGAGAAAUUACUGGAGCAGCAGGAGGAGAUGCUACAGCUACAGAGGAAAUCUACAACUGCACUUGAAUUACUAGAUGUGAAAAUUCAGCCUGGACAGUCAUUUGAUUUUCAAUCAUCCAUGUCCCCAUUUUCAGUUUCCCCUGUUAUUGGUUUGGGCAAAUGA
Molecule: messenger RNA, 642 nt
Organism: Ylistrum balloti
Lineage: Eukaryota; Metazoa; Mollusca; Bivalvia; Pectinida; Pectinidae
Exons: 7
Coding region: 1-642 (213 amino acids)
Source: RefSeq, a predicted model, not a curated record